Sclerotinia borealis F-4128 is the source of this 1908-nucleotide messenger RNA. NCBI's taxonomy places the organism in Eukaryota, Fungi, Ascomycota, Leotiomycetes, Helotiales, Sclerotiniaceae. The record is from the annotation of a GenBank genome assembly.
AUGAAUGAGGCAGAUCGAGAACUAAUACGCGCCAAGCGCGAUGCUUCCCUCGAACGAUUUCCCGUCGAUUCUCCAAUCCACUCUCCUCAACCCCGCCAUCCCUCACACGAAAUCGAACGUAUCCCUACCGCAUCCUCCAUCUCCACCACUUCCUCCGGUGCCUCUUCACAUCGUCCUACUCUUUCUCGAAUUCCCACCCAACGCGAUCUAGAAAGUAAUCCUACUGUCAUAUCACGAAUCCAAACUGCGCGGUCGCAACAUACAGGGACAGUAGGCAGAAGUGCUACCGGUAAGAGUAGUAAGAUUAGUCGGAUUUUUAGUACAAAGGAAAAACCUUUACCACAGAUGGGAUUGGGGAAGGUUUAUCCCCCGUUAUUGCCGGAUCGAGAUGAGUAUGUGGUGGAGUUUGAUGGACCGGAUGAUCCUUUACAUGCGGUUAAUUGGCCGAUGAGGAAGAAGAUUCUCACGGCAGUAAUGUUGGGAUAUACAACAUUAGUAUCAGCAUUUACAUCUAGUAUCUUUUCAACGGCAACUCGAACUGUGGCAGCGCAAUACCAUGUCUCAACUGAAGUUGGAACAUUGGGACUUUCGUUCUAUGUUUUGGGAUUUGCUUUUGGACCUAUUCUAUGGGCUCCAUUGUCGGAAUUGAAGGGGAGAAGAUUACCGAUUGUUCUUUCGAUGUUUGGAUUUUCAAUCUUUCAGGUUGCGGUUGCGGCUGCGAAGGAUUUACAAACGAUUUUGCUUUGUAGAUUUUGGGGAGGUAUCUUUGGUGCGGCUCCAUUAGCAGUAGUUGCUGCGGUUUUCUCGGAUAUGUUCGAUAAUAAAACAAGAGGACUUGCCAUCACCGUUUUUUCCAUGACCGUCUUUACAGGUCCACUACUCGCCCCCUUCAUUGGUGGAUUCAUCGUAGAAUCUCAUCUCGGUUGGCGUUGGACCGAAUGGCUUCCCGCUAUCAUGGGUUUCGUAGCUUUCAUCUUGGAUUUCUUAUUCCUUUCCGAAACCUACCCACCUAUCAUCUUAAUCGAAAAGGCAGCCGAACUUAGAAGAAGAACGAAAAAUUGGGGUAUCCACGCCAAACAAGAGGAAAUAGAGAUUGAUUUCCGUGAAUUAAUCACCAAGAAUUUCUCUCGUCCUCUUAGACUUUUGGUAACCGAACCUAUCGUUCUGCUUAUUUCCAUCUAUAUGGCUUUUAUCUACGGCCUACUCUACCUCUUCCUCACAGCCUAUCCAAUCGUCUUUCAACAAAUCCAUGGUUUCACCGGCGGCGUAGGUGGUCUUCCAUACUUUGGUAUGAUCAUAGGAAUGUUAAUCGCAGGCGUCUAUGUCGUCCUCACUCAACCAUCAUAUAACCGCAAACUCGCAGCAAACAACGGCAUCCCAAUCCCAGAAUGGCGUCUCCCACCCGUGAUUGCUGGAGGAGUAAGUUUCGCAGCAGGACUCUUCUGGUUCGGAUGGUCAGGUUAUCGAGCAGAUAUUCACUGGAUCGUCCCCACGCUUUCGGGUCUCCUCACGGGUUUUGGCCUCCUAGCUAUCUUUCUCCAAUCUCUCAAUUAUCUCGUCGAUGCCUAUCUCAUGUUUGCAGCCUCGGCUAUUGCUGCAAAUACUUUCUUGAGAUCAUUGGCCGGAGCGGGUUUCCCUCUCUUCUCCCAAUACAUGUUUAAAUCGUUGGGAGUUAAUUGGGCGGGAACGUUGCUAGGUUGUGUAGCGUUGGUUCUGGUGCCGAUCCCGGUUUGCUUUUAUAUCUAUGGGGCGAAGAUUAGGGGGAAGAGUCAAUUUGCGCCGACGUUUCCGGUGCAAGGGCCGGCGAGGGAUGAGGAGGAGGGGGGUGGGGAUGGGAAUGGGGAUCGAGAUAGGGAUACAGAUAGAGAUGUUAAUGGGAGGGAAAAGGGGGAGGAGGUUAGGGUUUAA